UAUAAGUUAAUUAUUUCAGUCAUAUGUCGAACUUUCCGACAUACGGGAAUACGAAAAUGACUUUAUUCGAUCAAUUUUCCUACAAAUUCUAAUUUGCAGACAAGUUGUAUCAACCGUAAUAUUCAGUAAUACAGUUUUUUGGGUCAAAAAUGGAAUUUAAUUGUCGAUUAUAUCUGCUAUCCAUGUUGUUCAUAUUGGAUGGAUUUUCUGCACAGUCAACAGACACAGACUGGUUUAAUUAUUUUCUGAAAACAGGAACAUCAUGUAAGAUCAAUACAUGUCGUCAAAAUGAUCCAGUCUGCGAAUGCUAUCUGAGUAUAGAAAUCGACUUAUCAAUGUUGUACAAAGGGGCCGGAUCACCGGCGAUUUUGUUGAAACCACAAAAUGGUGCGGCUGUUAAUUUCAAUACUGGUGCAGAAUUCGAAAAAAAAAUUGAGGACAGUUUUAUUUUAGCGGAUGGAUUCAACUCACAGCAAGUUAUUUCUAUAAACGGAAGAUUUCCUGGACCAGUUAUCACUGCAUAUGAAAAUCAAAACAUGAUCGUCCACGUUAGGAACUUGAUGCAUACUGAUAGUUUGACUAUUCAUUGGCAUGGAAUUCACCAAAGAUCGACCCCUGAAGCGGAUGGUGUAGCGUUUUUAACACAGUACCCAUUAUUACCAGGCCAGAGCCAAACAUACAAAUUUAAAGCAUUUCCAUUUGGAACCCAUCUUUACCAUGCACAUAUUGGCGACCAAAGGACAAUGGGACUAUAUGGGCCAUUUAUAAUUAUUCCAAAGGGCCACGAAAAGGUGUCACGACCACAAGAAGGAAAACAUGUUUUUGUAGCAAUCUUGCAAGACUGGAAUCACGACGACAGUUCUGAAGUAUUAUAUCAAAAAAUGUUGUGGGGUGAUUACGACCGAGAGACAGGAAAAGCAUAUACAGAGACUCUUGAUCCAUCUGGUGCAAAAUAUAGUCGAUUCCGAUUCCAUUCUGGUUUAAUUAAUGGCCGUGGACGUUAUUAUUCAUCGUCUACUGUAAACAAUGAAGCUCCACUGUAUAGAUUUAUUGUCGAACAGCAUCAAAAAUAUAGAUUUAGGGUGAUAAGUGCUGCCACUUUAUAUCCAUUCCGCGUAUUUGUAGAGAAACAUCGUCAACUAUAUAUUGUAGCCUCAGAUGGAAGAGAAAUCCAGGAAGAAGCGACUGAGUCAUUUAUAAUUCAUCCUGGAGAAAGAAUAGACUUUAUGUUAUAUACCGAUAACGUUCCUGGUACAUAUUUACUUGUCGCUGAGUCUUUAGAAAAUGGACUGGAACAGAGAAAUGAAUACCAUGCAGCCGAAGCUAUAAUGUUUUACAAGACGUCUCCUACGAAGAUAGAUUUAAAUCCAUCAAAGGCGGAUAAUAAUGACUGCAUUCUUGAUGCUUGCAGAGUUUUCAAUUGUCCUUUUGAAUAUUUUCCAGUGCAGGAAAAUCGGUAUUGCUUUACUUUUAACGAUGUGCCAUCGAAUGAUCCAAACUCGAAGACAGACGAGGUUGAAGGUGAUGCAACAGAACUAUUCUUUAAUUUUGGAUUUCCCGGUGUAAACGGAUAUACACCCGGUUCCGUGAACGGUCACAAAUUUCGUCCUCCGGUCGUAAAUGCAUAUACAGAGCCAAAUAAAGUAGACUACAACUGCCGAUAUUGCAACGCAUCCAAUAUUUGUGAAUGCACGUAUUCAAAAACGAUAGGCCGUCCCAAUAAAAACAAUAUAUAUCAAUUUGUUCUUACAAAUAUUGGCAAUGGUGCCGGAUGGUCACAUCCAAUACAUUUACAUGGACAUUCGUUUUACAUUAUGAAAAUAGGAUUUGGUAAAUAUGACAAAACUACUGGUAAUAUUAUCUCAAACGGGGGACAGGACACAAUUGAUAUAAUUUGCAACGAUAAAAGCGGAUAUUGUAACGAUGCAAAAUGGAGAAAUGAAUCGUGGUCGGAAGGGAAACACCCUGACUUGAAUUGGAAGGAUCCUCCACAAAAAGAUACAAUAAUUGUACCAACCGGAAGUUACGUUAUCAUCAGGUUUAAGGCCGAUAAUCCAGGUGUUUGGUUCUUCCAUUGCCACAUUGACUUGCACAAUACGAAUGGGAUGGGAAUGAUCAUAAAUGAAUUACCGGAGCUUCAGAGAAAUACUGAUGAAGGUGCAACAAACAACUGUAAACGAGAUAGGAUAAUAAUGAUAAUUUUCGUAGUUCUAACAUCUGUUUUAGUAGUUAUAUUGAUGACACUAUUUACUUGCAUUUGCUGUCCUCGUAGCCGAAGCUGCUUUGACUGCAUAAAAAGAGGAGAUUAUCGGGAAUUUUGAACAACAGGAGACGGAAGGGAACGCUUUUAAUUUGGUAUAACAAACAGAAUAACUGUAUAAAGUAAAAUAAUAUCAUGAAUAAAGAAGAUGCAUGGAGUAUUUUGUUAAUGUGAAUGAUUAACAAUCAAAAAUUAUAUAGAAAAGGCAACACAAGGUGAACUUAAGGACAAUGAAAACACUACUAUAUCAUUAAUUACACUCAAAUUAGCAGGGAUCUAAUACUUUUAAGUGUAGAAGUACAUGGUAAAUCAUAAAGACUUACGUACGUACGGGCACUGCCUUAACAUUUUCUGGCUUUUUGUUAUUGUAAAAUGUCAUUGCGGAAAAUAUUAAUUAAGAUGGCUUGUUUCUACAAAUGCUGAUCAAUUUUAGACCGGGUUUGACGAAGUCCAACGGUUUGUACCACAAUGUACUAAAUGAUGAUUGAUUGAGAAAAGUGGCAACCUAAUUCGUGAGAUUAAAUCCUCUCCCAGUUUUCAAACGUGAUGCACAUAAAGAUUGCAAUUAUGUUAAAGACGUUCCCUGGCUGUUGGAGAUUUGUUUUUGUUGAUUUUUUUUUAUAUUAUGGAACUUAGUAAUUGUUUAAAAAACUUACAAAGGAUGAAACCAGUAUUAUCUUUUAAACCUAACAAAAAGUUUGCAAAUAUUUGUAAGUUGUGGUCCUGUUCUUAUGGGAUUGUAUACAAAUGAAAACAACACUGUGUAAAUGUCUGAAGAGCGUUUUUGGAUUUACCUGGUCUUCAUUUCACAACAAAUCAUCCGCUUAAACUUGACCGUAAGUCAUAAAAAAGUCAGCAUUUAGUUAUAAGAUGUUUGUGAAACCUUAGUCUGAUAUCUAAAGGAAACUAUUUGAAAGCCAAGGAUGUUAAAGAAGCGACAUACGUAAAGAGCUGUGUGACUUAAAGGACAUAAUUUGAAGACUUAUUUACCAUAUCUUAAGUCCUGAGAACUUCUUCAUUUUUUUCAAUUUUUUGUGUUUUAAUCUUUUGAAAGUUCAGGAAGUUUGCGAAAAUAUUGGGUUGAACAUCUUCUUUCCUGGAGGUUAAAAAGAAGCAAUUUUCAAUUUUCACAUAGAAAUAAUGGACAUUGACAAUUCUACAUAGUUUUAUAAAUAUUCUAUAUCUUUUAAAUGGUAACAUUGACAACUAUCGAUAAAUAGAAAUAAGUUUUACAGGUAUCAUGUGAUAAACUAUAACGUUUUUCGUUUGGAAUUUGAACAAGAAAUUUAAACAUAACAGGAGAAAGUUUGCAAAAAGAAUGAGGUUGUGUACCUUUAAUCUUUGGCUUGAUUUAGAUCUUUUCUUACAUCUAUAUUCAAAGAUUUAAAUGUUCAGUAUUGACCAUGGUCCAUUGUUCAAUAAACAUUCUACCAAACCCUUCAAUUUAAGUCUUUGGUUGAUUUUAAUAGAAACUUUUUAAGUAAGACAAGAUUUACAGAUAUCUAGUGACUACGUUUCUUUUCAUUACGCGGUUAGUAUUUAUUGACAAAAAUAAGUCGUUUGACCUGCUUCUGCUGACCUUGGAAAAAUAAUAAUCUGAUUCUCCAUUUACUAAAUUUUUAACUUUCACUCUAUAGGAAGCUCAUAAUUAUAUAUUAUUUAAGAAAAAAAACUUCUAAUCAGCAUCUCAUUUUAUUCAAAAGCAAGCAUAUGUAAUCAAAUUUAGGCAUUUCAUUCAUUUUAUUGCUAAUUAUUGUGACAUUGCAAAUAUAGGUGGUAUGCGGCUCUGUUGAUUCAUAGCAAUUGUUUUAAUAAAAAAAAUUAUACUCA
Molecule: messenger RNA, 4090 nt
Organism: Mytilus californianus (California mussel)
Lineage: Eukaryota; Metazoa; Mollusca; Bivalvia; Mytilida; Mytilidae
Exons: 4
Coding region: 150-2321 (723 amino acids)
Biological process (GO): iron ion transport
Cellular component (GO): plasma membrane
Molecular function (GO): oxidoreductase activity; copper ion binding
Source: RefSeq, a predicted model, not a curated record